AUGGACAGGCUGAUAAGCUUAGAGCCAUCGAACGUCGUAGCAAUCAGGAUUGAACCUGGACACAAGUGCUCGGGCGAGCUUACUUUGCGUAAUGUAAUGUACACCAUGCCGGUGGCUUUCCGGCUUCAACCGGUGAACAAGACUCGUUACACCGUUCGACCACAAUCUGGGAUCAUAUCUCCUCUUAUGACCCUCACUGUCGAGAUUACUUAUAAUCUUCUUCCCAAUUCGAAUCUCCCCGAAUCAUUCCCUUACUCUGAUGACUCAUUCCUCCUACACAGUGUUGUGGUUCCAGGUGCAGCAGUUAAAGAUCCUUCAUCGACGUUUGAUUCUGUCCCUAUUGACUGGUUUACUACAAAGAAGAAGCAAGUAUUCAUUGAUAGUGGCAUCAAAAUCAUGUUUGUGGGCUCUCCGGUGUUGGCUCAACUCGUUGCCAGUGGAUCCAUGGAAGAAAUCAGAGAAGUGCUCGAGAAGAGUGACCCGGCGUGGAAGCCAGCCGAUGCUGUUGGUGCCGAUGGUCAAACAUUACUUCACUUGGCAGUUUCUCAAAGUCGGCCUGAUCUUGUCCAGUUGUUUCUUGAAUUUGAACCAGACGUGGAGGCUCAGAGCCAAUCAGGGUCUAGCCCUCUUGAGGCAGCGGCAGCGGCAGGUGAAGCACUGAUCGUGGAGCUCUUGUUGGCUAAUCGAGCCAGCACAGAGCGAUCAGAGUCCUCCACUUGGGGGCCGAUUCACCUCGCCGCCGGUGGUGGUCAUAUGGAGGUUCUGAGGCUUCUUUUACGGAAAGGUGCUGAUGUGAACUCAGUCACAAAAGAUGGAAACACAGCUCUACAUCUUGCAGUCGAAGAGAGAAGAAGGGACUGCGCGAGGCUCUUGUUGGCCAGUGGCGCAAGAGCUGCUGUUCGUAACUCCGGCAACGGCAACACCCCAUUACAUAUUGCCGCUGCCUUGGGUGACGAGCACAUGGUGAAACUUUUACUGCAAAAAGGAGCUAACAAAGAUAUCAGAAACCGAUUUGGGAAAACAGCUUACGAUGUUGCAGCAGAGCAUGGCCACGCUAAACUCUCUGAUGCACUUCGCCUUGGGGACAGCCUCUGCGUGGCAGCUCGGAAAGGGGAGGUAAGAACAAUUAAUAAGCUUCUUGAAAAUGGAGCGGCCAUUAAUGGCCGCGACCUCCAUGGAUGGACAGCACUGCACCGAGCUUCAUUUAAGGGACGAGUUGAUGCAGUCCGAACUCUGAUUGAGAAGGGUGUUGAUGUUGAUGGUAGAGAUGAGGAUGGCUACACUGCCUUGCACUGUGCAGUGGAGUCUGGCCAUGCGGAUGUGACCGAAUUGCUGGUGAAGAAGGGGGCUGAGGUGGAGGUGAGAACCAACAAGGGUGUUACUGCUCUGCAGAUUGCGGAGUCACUGAACUACUCAGGGAUCACGAGAAUACUGGUCCAUGGUGGUGCCUCCAGAGAUGGAGCUUCACAGAUCACUGCAACAAAAAUGGAGUCGCCAUCAUAUAAAAAAGGAAUGGGGACUAGAGAGAUGGAAAGGGAAGCAACCAAGAAGAAGCCUAACCGACCAAGAGUCCUUCGUAGCAGCUUUGAUCGAUCUUCGCCAUUGGCAGUCAUCUAGUUAUUGUGAAACAUAUGUGAGUUUUUUUUCUUCUUUCGUGACAGUGUUCAAACUAUUUCUUUUUUGGGUGAAAUUUGUGGAAGUUGUAGACUCAAAACUGUUCUUUUGUUCAUUAUUAUGUAAAACCCAAAUAGAAAUUGUUCUUGCAACAUCCUUUUUUUUUGGCAUCAUUCUUGUAAGAUCUCAAACCCUGAAAAUCAAUGUAAUUCUAGAAUUCCUAUCUAAUGACCCUGUAAGAUGAUCUCCAUUUCCUUCUAGGGCAGAUCAAGUUUUCCUUGUAAGAGCAUCUCCACCAACAAAAUGCAUUUUACCUACUCAAAAAGCAAUAUUUUCUAUUUUAGCU
Ilex paraguariensis (yerba mate) is the source of this 1960-nucleotide messenger RNA. The record is from the annotation of a GenBank genome assembly. Lineage: Eukaryota; Viridiplantae; Streptophyta; Magnoliopsida; Aquifoliales; Aquifoliaceae.